Adineta ricciae is the source of this 1593-nucleotide messenger RNA. Lineage: Eukaryota; Metazoa; Rotifera; Eurotatoria; Adinetida; Adinetidae. The record is from the annotation of a GenBank genome assembly.
AUGGGAUCUACUUCCACAGCUCCAUACACUCAUAUGGGCCGCCGUCCUCAACAUGGCACUCAUUUACCAUCAAUCGGUACAUUUGAUUAUCAAACAUCCCAAGCUCCACCUUAUUCAGGUUUAUUGACACGAUCGUUGACGCUUCCUUGGCGACCUUCGACAUUCUACCGAUCAGCGAGUGCCCAACCGACUCAAGCAUUACAAUCUUCAACUAUGGAAUCCUUCAGUCCGUCGAAUUAUUUGAACAAUAUUGAUAGUACAAAAGUUCCGCCUAUAUUUCCGUCCGCACGCUUAGCACUCUACACGCGGUACACACCAAAGGAUUGGCACAAUGCUCAAAUGACGAAUUACACCGCUUCGGAUAAGAUUCGUUCGGCAGCUGAACGUUUACGUUCGGAUGCGAUACGAAUGGCGCGUGAGAAAGAUCACCAAACUUUCCAGAACAAUGUGGAAUCGUCGAAACGUCUAGGAGAACGUAUCAAUGAUAUUGAAUAUUGGAAAGGCGAAUUAGAGAAGGCCAAAAACAAACUGAAACAUAAAAUUGACGAUGUCGAAACGAAAAGGCGCGAGGUCGAGAGAUUAUUGGGCGAAACAGAAAAGCCAUUACGCAUCGCACAAGAAAAUCUCUACGAACGAGAAAAACGACAAGGUAUCGAUUUGGUUCAUGAUGGCGUCGAACAAGAACUUAUUCGAGAAAUUGAUACAAUCAAAACAUGUCAACAACAUCUUCGACAAAUGCUCGAACGACUCAAUACACAGAAUGCACUUAAUCGUGCUGCACUACACGAACUUGAACUCGAUGCCAACGAUAAAUUUCGCGCUCGAGUCAUUGAUUCAGCUGCUCAUAAUAUCAAAACGACAUCACGUGGAAUUAAUUUCUACCAUGGUAUCGAGAGUGUUGAUAACACUGUUUCAACACCGGAAACAUGGGCACGUCACACCGAGGAAAACAUUCGUCGAACUCUGAGUGAAAUCUCUCAAUCAGAUGAAUUGCUCAACAGCAGCAAUCAACUGAUGGCUCAAACAAACAACGACAUGUGGAAUCAAUGGAAUCAAGUUAAUGUUUCACUCGAGAAUCGCGUACAAGAAGAACAAAUAGCUAAAAAUAAGAUCCAAGCUCACCUUGAAAAGAUACUCCAAGAAAUCUUUGAUGUUGAGCAAAAUAUCGAAUUUUUGAAGAAAACCAUCGCUGAUAAAGAAGCAUUCCUACAAGUUGCACAAACACGUCUUGAAACACGUACACGACGACCGAAUGUCGAAGCUUGCCGAGAUCCUGCUAUGAACAGAUUAAUCCAAGAAAUUCACGAUUUACACGCAGCUGUAACCGAUCUUCACGGUAAACUACGUCAAGAAGAGAAUGCUGUUCAACAUUUAUUACGUACUAAGUCGACCACCAAAACAAUGCGCAGUUACUUCCGUCUCAUUCUCUCAUCCUCGUGGUUUGAUCACCGCCUGAACGAAAUCGACAGUCUUUCAAAAUAUCAACGCCAAUCAAUCAUUUUCAUAGACUAUGCCGAGAGAAAUCACUUUCUUUGCUUAUUGAAUGCACUUAUUCGAAAGUUGAUGAAAGAUUUCUUUUUCUAUUUUCAAUAA